UAUUUAUUUCUUGGUUUUCUCAGAGGGUCCUCCACCUUCCUAAAAACCCUCCCGCCUAAACGCUGCGAAGCGGAAGCCUUCGUCGUCGGAUCACCAAAACGAAAUGAGGAAGAAAGUCCUAACGAUCCUUCUCUCUCAUUCAAUCCCUUCGCUAUCCUCCAAUGCACUCAAUCCCAUUUUCCCUUCAACCUUUCAAUUUCGUUCACCCAUGUUUUUCUGCCAAAAUCUUCACUAUAACAUUUCCAGAUUCAUUUCUACAUCUUCCCGUGACAAUCUCCAAGGAUUAGUAGAUGCCGAGGACCCUUUUCUGCUUGACAAUUCUCGGGUUGAGUCUAUUUCCAGUGAAGAGUUUUCUUUUUUACGCGAUUCUUUGAUACACCCUAAUACUGGGGAGCAUAAAUUUGAUGCAGGUAAGUGCUCGAACGAGGCUGUUUUAAUUUCGCAUGCGAUUUUAACAAAUGAUGAUGGGUUUGGGAACAAAACCCAGAAAUUGCUUAGGCAAUAUAGAGAAAAAUUGAGUGAAUCUUUAGUAGUUGAAGUCUUGAAUCUAAUAAAAAACCCUGAAUUGGGCGUCAAGUUUUUUAUCUGGGCAGGCAGGCAAAUUGGGUAUAGUCACACUCAUUCUGUGUACGAGGCAUUGUUACAGAUAAUUGAAACUAGUGCUAAUAGUAAUGAUAGAAUACCAGAACAAUUUCUGCGUGAAAUUAAGGACGAUGACAAAGAAGUGCUUGGAAGGUUGCUUAAUUUUUUGAUUCGCAAGUAUUGUCAAAAUGGUUUGUGGAAUGCAGCAUUGGAAGAGUUAGGCAGGCUUAAAGAUUUCGGGUACAAGGCCUCAAGAUCAACUUAUAAUGCUUUAAUUCAAGUGUUUUUAAGAGCAGAACGAUUAGACACAGCUUAUCUGGUCCACAGGGAGAUGUCGGGUUUGGCGUACAGCAUGGAUGGAUUUACCUUGGGAUGUUUUGCACAUUCCCUUUGUAAAGCAGGGAAGUGGAGGGAUGCAUUGGCGUUAAUUGAGAAAGAAGAAUUUGUGGCCGAUACAGUGCUUUAUACUAAAAUGAUAUCCGGGUUAUGUGAAGCUUCCCUUUUUGAAGAAGCUAUGGAUUUUUUGAAUAGGAUGCGAGCAAGUUCUUGUAUUCCUAAUGUUGUCACAUAUACAAUUUUGCUUUGUGGGUGCUUGAGAAAGAAACAGCUGGGUAGGUGUAAAAGAAUACUAAAGAUAAUGAUUACAGAAGGUUGCUAUCCAAGUCCUAGGAUAUUUAAUUCACUCAUUCAUGCUUACUGCCAAUCAGGAGAUUACUCUUAUGCUUAUAAAUUGCUUAAGAAAAUGGUAAAAUGUGGGUACCAGCCGGGUUAUGUGGUUUACAAUAUAUUGAUUGGUGGUAUUUGUGGCAAUGAAGAGUUGCCUAGUAUGAAUGUAUUAGAGUUGGCGGAGAAAGCCUAUGGAGAAAUGCUUGAUGUGGGGGUUGUAUUAAAUAAGGUCAAUGUUAGUAAUUUUACACGGUGUCUUUGUGCCAUCGGAAAAUUUGAGAAGGCAUAUAAUGUUAUUUGUGAAAUGAUGAGUAAGGGCUUUAUACCUGAUACUUCCACAUAUUCAAAAGUCAUUAGUUAUCUAUGUAAUGCAUCCAAAGUAGAGAAGGCUUUUCUAUUGUUUCAAGAAAUGAAAAGGAAUGAUAUCACUCCUGAUGUCUAUACAUAUACAAUAUUGCUUGAUAGUUUUUGCAAAGCUGGUUUAGUAGAACAGGCUCGCAAAUUGCUUGAUGAAAUGCAAAGAUGUGAUUGUGCCCCAAAUGUGGUUACUUAUACUGCUCUUAUACAUGCAUACCUUAAAGUGAGGAAGAUAUCAAGUGCAAAUGAGAUUUUUGAGAUGAUGCUGUCCAAAGGUUGCAUUCCUAAUAUUGUCACAUAUACAGCUUUAAUUGAUGGUCAUUGUAAAGCUGGAGAGAUUGAAAAGGCUUGCCAGAUUUAUGCAAGAAUGAAGAAUGACAAUGUGAAAAGCUCAGAUAUCGAUAUGUAUUUCAGGGUUGUCGAUAGUGAGUCCAAAGAACCGAAUGUUUUUACUUAUGGAGCUUUAGUAGAUGGUUUGUGCAAAGCCCACAGGGUCAAAGAGGCACGUGACUUGCUGGAAGUUAUGUCAAUGGAAGGUUGUGAGCCAAAUUACAUCAUAUAUGAUGCUCUCAUAGAUGGAUUUUGCAAGGUUGGCAAACUAGAUGAAGCACAAGAGGUUUUUACCAAAAUGUUGGGGCGUGGAUAUACUCCAAGUGUGUACACGUACAGCUCUUUGAUAGACAGGUUGUUUAAGGACAAAAGAAUGGAUCUUGCAUUAAAAGUUUUGUCCAAAAUGCUAGAAAACUCAUGUGCUCCCAAUGUUGUUAUUUACACUGAGAUGAUAGAUGGUCUGUGUAAAGAUGGAAAGACAGAUGAAGCCUAUAAACUUAUGCUUUUGAUGGAAGAAAAGGGGUGUCAUCCAAAUGUUGUGACUUAUACUGCGAUGAUUGAUGGCUUUGGGAAAGCAUGCAGAGUUGACAAAUGCCUUGAGCUGUUGCAGCAAAUGUGUUCCAAGGGUUGUGCUCCAAAUUUUGUCACCUAUAGGGUUUUGAUAAAUCACUGUUGUGCUGCUGGCCUUUUAGAUGAGGCUCAUAGACUUUUAGAAGAGAUGAAACAGACAUACUGGCCAAAGCACAUAGCAAUAUAUCGUAAGGUUAUUGAAGGUUUUAGCCGUGAAUUCAUAGCUUCUCUUGGUCUUUUAGUUGAGAUGACUGAGUGUGAUUCAGUGCCAAUUUUGCCAGUUUAUAAAAUUCUGAUUGAUAAUUUUAUCAAGGCUGGAAGACUGGAAGUGGCUCUAGAACUGCAUGCGGAGCUCUCAUCAUUUUCUUCUUUUUCAGCUGCUUACAGGAAUACAUAUUUCUCGUUAAUUAAAAGCCUUUCACUUGCAUGUAAAGUUGAUGAGGCUUUUAAGGUGUACGCAGACAUGAUUAGGAGUGGCCAUGUUCCAGAGCUAAGCAUAUUAGUUCAUCUUAUCAAGGGACUCCUUAGAGUUGGCAAGUGGGAAGAGGCACUGCAACUGUCAGAUGGCAUAUGUCGGAUGGAUAUCCAUUGGAUUCAAGAAAAACAAGCAGCUGAUGCUAAUUAGUUUUUGUUGCACAUAUUUUAUCAAUUUAAACAAAUCCAAUGGUUAAUGGUGCAUUAUUAAGUGAUUUGCUCAGAGAUUGACUUGCAAUUUCAAUCAAUCUGAUGGCUCCAUGUACAUCAUCAAGUGUUAAAUGUGGGUGCUUGGCUUCAAUGAGUUGCUGUUAUGAUAAUAAGGAGAAUAGGAGCUGCGAGAGUGUAUAGGAGGAAAAUAUUGUUUAAAAAACGUAGCAUUGUAAUUAAUUAGGUCAGCUAAGAAUUCAAUAAUGCAAAAAUUACUUCUCUCUCUCUCUCUCUCUCAUUCUCGCUAUUUCUUCUUCUGUCUUGAUUUCUCUGUUCUCCCCUCUGUUCUUCUCUUUCUUUCUUCUUCUUCUGCAGGUUUUGGGUCUUGGGAGCUCUGCUACAUAACAAUCAUAUGCCCAAAUGCCUGUCUAAUUUUAUUUGGUUUUCAGCUGAACAAGAACACAUUUUAUGUCCAAUAUCAUACUCCAGUUGAGGACCUGGAAUUGACCAAUGUGGCUAGUGUGUUUAUAGAUAUAAGUGAAUGUUAUAAUUCUGGUUGAUACAGUUGGAGGUGCUUUUUACCCAAAAAUGUGGUGUGUUUUGACCUUCUCAAAAUGUUGUCUUGCUUGAUCUUAUAUCUAUCAAAUCUACAUGCAAAGAUGACUAAAUAUCUUUUCAUGCUAAAAAUAAAAAUACAGAGAACUCUUUUUAACUAAACACAAUCUUCACUUUGUUCCACCUCGGCAGGAGGCUUCCAGCAGUGCUUGGUAUCUGCAUUCCUGUCAAGAUAAUUUGUUAUGGUUCGCUGUUGAUGAUCUGUAGUGCAAUGGAUCAAUAACGAUUGACCAAGCAUUGCCUCCUGGUGACUAUUGGAUAUUUGUCUGCACCAUUGGAGUUUGGCAUGAAGGGUUAGGAGAGACAGAAUAGGGAUUCAGAACAAGGGCAAACCAUGUUGGAAUAUCUUGCAAUGCUCUGUGCUAGAAUGAAGUAUAAGAGACGACCAUUUGGAGGAAGCCCACUAAUCAUCUGAACUCUGAAAUGUAUAAAAAAACCAAGGACUUGGCUUUGAUUUGUAUCAAAAUGAUCCCUGAUGCUGUUUGGGAAAGAUGGAACUGUGUUACCUCUCUUCCAAAUGUGAAAAAGACAUCCUACCUAUAUCUGGAGUUGCUCACAAAAAAUGACCAAAAAGUUUGAAUGCUAGGAUUAGAAGUGGAGGAAUUUCAGUUGGGGCCUUUGAUAAGAUUAUCAAUUCUGGAAAGGAAGAGUUGGAUAUUAUGGAUCAUAUUCAACUCUCUAAAGGAAGAUAGAAUUAUAAAUUGAAAUGAAAGCUGCAUGGAUGGCACAUGGUAAGGGUAAUGGAUGUUGUACCAUGCACCAUGCAGGAAGGCUAAUCUUGUUGAGCUUGUGUCACCUUGCAGGAAAUUGUUCGGACUGGUAUCAAUAAGAUUAGUUCUUGCCUUCUAGUUUUUAUGAUCCGAUCCUUUGUGCAAUUGCCAUGCCUUCCAUGGAUUGUAUUUAUUUAUAUAGAACCAAAUAUCAGUGUGGAAAUUUGUUGAUCUACAAAAUUUUCUGAAUUUCAUGCCUUUCUGCA
Hevea brasiliensis (rubber tree) is the source of this 4720-nucleotide messenger RNA. RefSeq names its product pentatricopeptide repeat-containing protein At1g06710, mitochondrial. The coding region runs from base 104 to 3130 and encodes 1008 amino acids. The record is from RefSeq and is a predicted model, not a curated record. The transcript is spliced from 5 exons. Lineage: Eukaryota; Viridiplantae; Streptophyta; Magnoliopsida; Malpighiales; Euphorbiaceae. Gene Ontology annotation, molecular function: protein binding.